UGACUCUUCCCCAAGCAUUUGCAAGUUUUUGUUGUCACUAUUGGCAGGACAUGAGUCACCUGCACAAUAUUAACUGCCUUCCAGCGGAACUUCUCCUAAGCAUCUUCCAACUCACAGGGACCCUCGGUGGUCCCCGCAUACUACCCGGAAUUGUUAUUGCGUCGCACGUCUGCAAACGCUGGCGAUACCUCACCCUCCAAACACAGUCUCUCUGGACUAUGAUAUCAAUUUCCAACCGAGAAAAAGACUAUGCCCACCAUGCGCGGGUCUGGCUGACACGAAGUGGGGUAUUACCAGUCGAUAUAACCAUCCACUGGGACUCGUCAUGGGUGGAACACAAAGCUGAAGAGGCUCUCUUUCCCAUUGACGAUGCAGCUCCAUGGGCUGAUGAGACCUCACAAUACAUUAGACGCUCGUACAUGGAGUAUGAGCGAUUUCGUGAACUCAAGCGUCAGUCACUCAUGUGUGAGCUCGAAUGCCACAAACACCGUUGGCGCUCCUUCAAAUGGAAUGCAACUUCGGACCGCCUAAUCGAGGAUAGCGCAGAUGCAGACGUGCAGACGUUAGUGGAUCCUUCCGAUUACUUCCUUGGCAUGGAUUCGAAUUCAGCAAUUUAUAUGGUGGUGUCACGCGACUUUCCCUCAUUGUCUUCCAUUGACAAAGUGUCACUGGAUUCUAAAGCAUCAGUUUGCACAAGGAAGAAUACCUUUUUUACAAGACACAAAACCAGCGUGCGUAGGUUCUGGUCAAAAUUCUGGGAUUUGUUACACUUUUAGACUUUCUGUCAUCGAAUUGGCUAUAGUACGUGUCCAGUCACUAACUUACAGUGCAUACGUACCAAGUACGAAUGAUUGCGUAUGUAUUUCUCAAAAUUUCACCAUUGACUCCGUACUCCUAAUUAUAAGUUACUUUUGAUAGGUCGAGUGUCAUGUUAAUGUCACAACUUUGAUGGUGGCGCUUGCGUACGGACGUACAUACUGUCUGGUUCUGUUUGGCAAAGGCCUGUGUUUUCAAUAUGUACAAACAACUACUGUAUCAUGAGCUGCUGGGAUGAAUCAGGACUGGUUUAUUGCAAGAUUUGG
Molecule: messenger RNA, 1082 nt
Organism: Suillus fuscotomentosus
Lineage: Eukaryota; Fungi; Basidiomycota; Agaricomycetes; Boletales; Suillaceae
Exons: 3
Coding region: 51-776 (241 amino acids)
Molecular function (GO): protein binding
Source: RefSeq, a predicted model, not a curated record